Molecule: messenger RNA, 507 nt
Organism: Lodderomyces jiufengensis
Lineage: Eukaryota; Fungi; Ascomycota; Pichiomycetes; Serinales; Debaryomycetaceae
Gene: CAP4
Product: Cap4p
Exons: 1
Coding region: 1-507 (168 amino acids)
Cellular component (GO): RNA polymerase II transcription regulator complex
Molecular function (GO): DNA-binding transcription activator activity, RNA polymerase II-specific; transcription cis-regulatory region binding
Source: RefSeq, a predicted model, not a curated record
AUGAAUUAUACUAAUUGGCAAACUAAUAAAGAUGAUCUUCAUCAACAACAGCAACAACUUCAUCAUCAACAACAACAGCAACAGCAACAGCAGCAACAGCAUGUACAAAAUUUAUCAUUUAGAAAUCAACCACAACAAUCAUUAAAUGAUAAAUCAUCAAUGUUAGAUACUACAUCGCCAAUAGACACAUCAAAUACUGAUCCUGCAUUGACUUCAACUGCAUCAUCUGGUUCUAUUCAAAAACCAAUAUCACAAACCAAAAGAGCUGAACAAAAUAGAAAUGCACAAAGAGCUUUUAGACAAAGAAGAGAUAAAUAUAUGCAAGAUUUAGAAUUAAAAGUUCAAGAAUUAGAUGAAAUGAAAGCAAAAUAUCAAAAUUUAAAUAAUGAAAAUGUUCAAUUAAAAGAUUAUGUUAUGAUUCUACAAAGAAAGAUUAUUGAAUUAACUCAAGGUAAAGAAAUGGAUCAUCAACAUGAUAAUUUAUCAAAUCCUUUUGGACCAAAAUAG